ACGGAGGAGAGCAGCGCGAGCCCGAAUUGUCCGUUAGAGCACAAAGGCCCGAGCGACAAUUUCAAAAAAAUUCCAAAAACUUAAAAAUAUAAAACGGCCGUUAAAAAUAACGGACAACCGACGAUUUAAAGCGCUGCCGUUACUGAAGUGAAGCGCGAGGAGGGAAGAUGAGCGAGAAAACGGAGUUUUAUCAUUCGGGAGGCGGAGAGAAGUCGGAGAGAGGUGUUUAUUUUAUUCGUCGGGCUGUAUAGUUUAAGCGGAGAGAGUUUUCCGCCUGUAAAUUCGACACGAAUACGGUUUAAAUAGGCGAAUGUAAAUAUUCGAAUCGAAGGAGGGGUGUCGACUCCGCUGUUUUCGUGGUUUGUUGUUUUUGUUGUUGUCUUUGGAGGAUCUGUCUAAACAGCAUCGGUUAGCAUUAACGUUAACCUAGCUCGGAUACGGGGAACGGGAACGGGAGCUGCGUUUUAUCCGUGAGAUGUCAUUCACCAUGGAGGAUUCUUUAGAGUCCGGUUGGGUUUCGGUUCGGCCCAAUGUUUUCGACGAGAAGGAGAAGCACAAGUUCGUAUUUAUCGUGGCCUGGAACGACGUGGAGGGUAAGUUCGCCAUAACGUGCCACGACCGGACGGUGCAGAAGCGCACCGCGCUCCGGGACUCGCUGGCGGAGGCAGCCGAGGAAGGUGAGCUUGCCCCGGCUGCCGCGGAGGAAGCGAGCCGGCGCUCGUCGCUCCGGAGCCCGGUGAAGGAGAGGCCUGUGAAGAGCCCGGUGAAGGAGAAGGUGGAGAGCAGGCCAUCGAACGUUAAAAGUCCCAGUAAAGUGGUGGUGGGCGCUGGGACUCGGGGGACUGGUGGUACUGGGGACUCUGGAGCUGUAGACUCGGGGACAGGAGAUGUGGAAGUGGUGGAACCGGUCAGUGGAGCUUCUCCAGCCCCAGACACCGACCCCGAGGACUCGGACGCGGGCCUCCGGGAAGACUUCAGCUGGGCCGGGCUGUUCUCCUUCCAGGACGUCCGGGCCGCCCACCUGCAGCUCUGCGCCGUCAACUCGGACCUGGAUCCGUGCCUGCCCGCCUUCCCCGAGGAGCCCUCCGCCGUGUGGUCCGUGAUCUUCGGCCACCCCCAGCUCACGCAGCGGGAGAUGGAGGCUCUGUGCUACCAGCUCCAGGUGUACCUGGGCCACGCGCUGGACACGUGCGGCUGGAAGAUCCUCUCUCAGGUGCUGUUCGCUGAUGGGGAUGACUCGGAGGAAUAUUACGAGAGUCUGAGCGAGCUGAGGCAGAAAGGGUACGAGGACGCGCUUCAGAGAGCCAAGAAGAGACUGCAAGAGCUGUUGGAGAAGCAGCGUGGGAUGGAGAGCAUGGUGGAGCUGCUGCAGCUGUAUUCAGUGCAGGACGAGGCGUACGGAGACCUGGUGGAGGCCACCACUGAGCUGUACCACUACCUGCUGCAGCCUUUCAGAGACAUGAGGGAGCUGGCCAUGCUGCGCAGACAACAGAUAAAGAUUUCUCUGGAGACGGAGUAUCUGGGGCCGAGGCGAGUGGACGCACUGAGACGUGAGGAUGAGGACUGGCAGAGGAAGGCCCACACCGCUGUUCUCUCCAUCCAGGACCUCACCGUCAAGUAUUUUGAGACCACAGCGCGGGCACAGAAAGUGAUGUAUGAGCGCAUGCGUGCAGAUCAGAGGAAGUUUGGUAAAGCUGCGUGGGGAGCUGCAGUGGAACGCAUGGAGAAAUUGCAAUACGCCGUUUCCAAGGAAACGCUGCAGCUGAUGCGCGCCAAAGAGAUCUGUCUGGAACAGAGAAAACACGGCCUGAGAGAGGAGAUGCAGGGUCUGCAGGGAGGCGAGGAUGCGAUGGCACGUUUGGACCAGUUGGAGGCGCUGUACUAUGAGCUGCAGCUGCAGCUGUAUGAGAUCCAGUUUGAGAUCCUGAAGUAUGAGGAGCUGCUGCUGACGGCUCAGCUGCAGAGUCUGCGCAGACAGAUGACGGUACUGUUGAUGUGUGGGGCAGCCAUCUUGGAUUCUGAUCUCUGGAACGAGAGGCAGGACGAGGUGGUUUAUUACGACACGUACGAGAGUCCUGAUGCCAUGCAAGCCACCGACGACUCCUCAGCAACCAUCCAGCCUCUCCGAGACGAUCUGACCGUGCUGCAGCAGAGGACGCGGCAGCUGGAGGCCAGGAGGGGACGCAUUACCGCCAAGAAAGCCUACCUCAAAAACAAAAAGGAAAUCUGCAUCGUCAAUCACACCCAGAAACUGCAGCAGAGGCAGAGCAGCCAGGGCUUCGACUCCCAGCAAGCAUUGCGGCAGCAGGAUGAAGAGGAGGAGGAGGAGGUGAGGAAUACCCGGGUCAGUCAAGAGAGACAGAAAACCCUCGACAGACUGCGCAGCUUUAAACAGCGCUACCCAGGCCAAGUCACCCUGAAGUCCACGCGGCUUCGGCUAGCGUACGCCAGGAAGAAGAAUGGCUCGGCUUUGCCCCCUACACCUGUGAAAGUGGACCAGCCCCAGACUCAGGUGGCCAGUGUUCAGACAGAAGAUGCUCCGGCUCCUCUGGUACAUUCCACAGAUCUGCCCCGACCCGAGGGCUUCUUAUCUUUACCCCCAGCCGUCGCCCCCGUCCCCGAGACCCUGGGGCCGUGCUCCUUACCCCCGGCUCGAGAGCUGACCCUGCUGGACUCCUCCACCUCCCCCAUCUCUCCUCCGCCUCCUCCUCCACCCCCACCUCCCCCACCACCUCCUCCCUCUCUGGAGGACUCGUCCGUGGAGGGGCAGGGGCAGGCGGGCAGUCCGGUGCGCCAACCCAAAGCGGAGAGCCCCCUCGGCCCGUUCUCCGCCCGAUUCUUCGACAGCAGCCAGCUGGUAAACGCCCGGAAAAAACUGAGGAAGACCGCGUCGCUCGAGUCGUCCCAGUGGAGGAGAGGUGAGGCGAGCUCUCCGAUGGACGAGGUUCUGGCGAGUCUGAAGCGAGGAAGCUUCCACCUGCGUAAAGCCGAGCUGCGCAUCCUCGCCCCCGACCCGGACGAGGACGACGGGAACAACAUCCUGGCUCAGAUCAGGAAAGGCGUGAAGCUGAGGAAGGUGCGGCGGCAGGAGCAGCGCGGGGCGAGGGGCGGCCUGUCGGACUCCAGCGACCCGCUCACCCGGAGCAUCCACGAAGCCCUGCGCCGCAUCAAAGAGGCUUCGCCCGAGUCCGAGUCUGAGGACGAGGGGCUGCCCUGCACUGACUGGGAGAGCUAGAUCACUUAGAGCAUAUACUGACGAGCACACACACACACACACACACACACACACACUGCAUCCAUGUGUACACACUCACACUGAUCAAGCAUAGUUUUAUGACCACAAAUUUGUUUCUAAACUCCAAAUAACCUGGAAAAAAUGAAGAGAGCACUUCAGUUUCUGAAUCAGUUUCUCUGAUUUUGCUAUUUAUAGGUUUAUGUUUGAGUAAAAUGAACAUUGUUGUUUUAUUCUAUAAACUACAGACAACAUUUCUCCCAAAUUACAAAUAAAAAUAUUCUCAUUUAGAGCAUUUAUUUACAGAAAAUGAGAAAUGACUGAAACAACAAAAAAGAUGCAGAGCUUUUAGACUUUCAAUAAUGCAAAGAAAACAACAAGUUCAUAUUCAUAAAGUUUUAUGAGUUUUAAUCACAGGUUUAAUUUUAAUGUAUCUUGGCAUCAUGUUCUCCUCCACCAGUCUUACACACUGCUUUUGGAUAACUUAAUGCUGCUUUACUCCUGGUGCAAAAAAUUAAGCAGUUCAGUUUGGUGGUUUGAUGGUUUGUGAUCAUCCAUCUUCCUCUUGAUUAUAUUCCAGAGGUUUUAAAUUUUUCUAAAAUCAAAGAAAUUCAUCAUUUUUAAUAAGUGAUCUCUUAUUUUUUAUAGCUGUAUAAAUCAGUGGAUCUGAUAAUUGGAGAUUGUGUGUAGAAACAAGGAUUUGGUUAUAAUGCUUAAUGCUUGAUGUUAGAUCAGUGUACACACACACACACACACACACACUAUAAAAACACGCAAAAUUACCAGAUCACACAAAUAAAAAAAAACAAAAAACAACGAAUCCUGAAAGAGUUUGACCUGCUUGGUUUUACACACACUCUGUUCACUCAGCACAGUCUCAGCUCUGAUGUGAAGGAAGAAUAAAGGUUCAGUACAUCGUUUGGAAGCCGUUUACUUUAGGGUGUUGGGUAUGUCUUUACCUCAACGUGAAGCUCGACAUCUGCUUUUCUGUUAUUUAAAAAAUCACCCAAACACCCCCACACACCCCAGCUCAGCCUACUGACCCCACACACACACACACACACACACACACUCGCUGUAUCAAGAUUCCAGAACAAAAGUCCUGUUCCUUUUCUCACUCUGAGUCCAUCCUCCGUCAGUCCAGCCGCCGGUUCUGAAGAGUUGAUCUGUUUUAAAUGUUCGUUUCCUCGUUUCUGUAGAAUCAUGAAACGAUGCUUUUUCUCAAAUAUUCUAAAUUAACAUCACGAAUUUAGACUUAUAGCAGCAUCUGUUGCAGAACUUCUCAACCCUGCUUUUGGAGGCCCACUGCUCUGCUCUAACCUGAUCCAAACAAUCAGCUCUUUAACGGCCCAUUCGUCUUAUUAUCUCAUUAUUAUUAUAUUUUAUCUUAUUAUUAUUAUUUAAUAAAUUAGAUUAUUUUACCCAAUUUUCACCACAAUGUGGCAAGGACUAUGAGAAAUGUAUUACAUUUCAGUUUAGCUUCAAUAUUUAUUAAUGUAAUUCAUAAAUUUGAAUUGAAGCUCUAACUUUUUAUCAGCUGCAUUUUGUGUAUUUUAAUUCACAAAUACCUGACUUUAGAAACGUAUUUAAUAACAUAAUUAAUAAAAAAAAUAUGUUUAAAAAUAACCUAAGAUUCUCAGAUUUUUCAAAUUUGGAUCCAUACAUUUUUUUUAGAUCCAUUAGUUUAAAUCUAUCUACUAUAUGUUUGACGUCUGGCCUAAAUUCGUAUUUCUAAUGGUUAAUUUAAAUAUAUGUUACAUUUAUAUAUUUUUUUUAUCUUAAAAUUGAUUUAUCUCAUUUUUUUAUAUAUUUAUUUUAAAUGUAUUUUUUUUUUCAAAGCUAGUUUCACCAUCUCACAAGUUCAAAACAUAAAAAAAGCUUUGUUAAAAUUCAGAUUUUGGCUGCUGAUGUUUUGAUAGCGAAAAAAACAGCCCGUUAUAGAUUUGAAGUGAGUGUGUUUAUUAAUGCUAAAAAAGCAGGAAAGCACUAAAAUGUGCAGAGCAGUGGAUCUCAUGAAACAGGUUUGAGAAACAUUUUAAACAUCAGAUCUGUAGACUUUUUAAAGGCGUUACAGACGAGUUUCUCCAUAAGAUCAGUUCAGACAGAUGAUUUAGUGCUUCAUGAUUAUAAUUCCCUGUGCUUCAGACUCCGCCUCCCAGCUGGAACCUGUGUUUAGUGGUUUUUCUUGCUCCCAGUUUGGAUGCUGGUGAAUUCCCUGGCUGUGCUUCUCCUCUUCCUCCUCCUCUUCUUUGUCUGGUUGUGAUCAGAAUCGAGAGAACAUGUUUGGGGGAGGCUUUAAUGGAGCCUUUUUUUUUGUUUUUUAUUUACUUUAUUAUUAUUGUUUACUGACCUUUUCUCCAGCGUUUAUAGGGUAUAUAUCUUUUAGCUCACUGGUUAUGGUUUAAUGAAAGGGCCGAGGGCCUUUUUAUAUUAGUAGUGAUGCACUGGUGCCACCUACAGUCAACAUCUUUUACUUACACCGUUCACGAGUGCCGCCUUGUUGUUUCAUAUUAGUUUUUUUUGUUUGUUUGUUUAAGUUUUUUUUUAAAGCUUGAUUUUUAACUGUUUUUUUAAUUAUCUGAAUAUAUAUGUACUCAUGUUUUUUUUCUUUUUUUUUUGGUUAUUUAGCUUGGUGUGUGUUUGUGUUUUUUUUCCCCGUCCUUUUCUCAGUUUGGUCUGAUCUGUUGGAUUGAGAUGUAUUUGUAAUAUUUCACUUGUUUUUGCUCGUUUUUGUCUGAGUUUGACCAGUUUUCUGUGCAGGAUUUUAACGCUGAACUCCACACAUUCUGCCUGUGAACCGCCUGAAGCACAGCAACAUGUUUAUUUUUAUUUUAGCAGGUUUACAGAUCUUUAAUUCGUGGUCCACUUCUUAUCUGAUGUUUGGACCAAAAGAUAUGUUUGGUUCCUGGUUAGAGCAGCCAUAGAUAUUCUGGGGUGUGACAUGUUUACCUAAAAAAAAAAAUCCCAGAGCCUUUUAUGAUGUGGAUUCAGCCAGUAAACUCGUCUCUUAUCUCUCUAAAGCUCUAUCUGGACGGGAUUAGUUUCUCAGGGGGACGUCAGUGAUAAAUAUUUCAUACUUUUACUAUAUAAAAGUGAUGAAACUCCUGCAUCCGGACUGCAGUUGUAAAAACAGAAGGACCAAUCCAUUUUUUUUAGGCUUUUUUUCUCGGUCACAUGGCAUUGCGGAGUUCAGUAGCUCCUCCAUUUCCACUAGCUGUUGUGUUUUUAACGUGGAUCUCCGUGGAAACCGUGGCGCACCCAAAAUGUAACUAUGGUGAGUGGCAGUGGACAAAUAUCUAUUUUAUUAAAGGCGAGGAGACGAAACUCAGAGAUGUGCGUCCGGACGGGACUAAAAUUACCGGAGGAGCACAGAGUUCAGAGAAGAACAGUAGAUAAUUCAGCCUGUAAUUUUUUGAUCUCAGAGGACGUCUGAGAAAAACACCUACAUGAUCGUUCUGGACAGGAAUAAAAUGACAGAGGAUAAAAAAAAAAACAUAAAAGAGAAAAUAACCCAGAACCCCCUGAGAAACUAAUCCCAUCCGGAUAGUGCUUUAGAAGAAAGUCUGAUUCUCACAUUUAUUCUGUUUGUUUAUCUUAUAAGAACGUAUAAGUUUAACACACCUAGAUAGACCUUCUGGUUUGUGCUGAGGUGUUUCACUUCUAAUAAUAAACACCAAUCAGCCAUAACAUUAACACCACCUUAUUGGUUUUACACCUUCUGUCUAUAUCUCAUCAGCUCCACUGAUCACAUAAAGGACACUUUAUAGUAGGUUGUAUAAUAAUUACAGAAAAACGCAGACGUAAACAGCUCUGGAAAAGAACUAAGAAACCACAUCAGUUUCUCUGAUUUUGCUAUUUAUAGGUUUAUGUUUGAGUAAAAUGAACAUUGUUGUUUUAUUCUAUAAACUACAGACAACAUUUCUCCCAAAUUACAAAUAAAUAUAUUCGCAUUAAGAGCAUUUAUUUCUAGCAGAAAAUGAGAAAUGGCUGAAAUAAAAAAAAGAUGCAGAGCUUUCAGACCUCAAAUAAUGCAAAGAAAACAAGUUCAUAUUCAUAAAGUUUUAAGAGUUUAUUUGGUGGAAUAACCCAAAUGGUUUUUAAUCUCAGUUUUUGUUUUUAUGCAUCUUGGCAUCAUGUUCUCCUCCACCAGUCUUACACACUGCUUUUGGAUAACUUUAUGCUGCUUUAUUCCUGGUGCAAAAAUUCAAGCAGUUCAGUUUGGUGGUUUGAUGGUUUGUGAUCUUCCAUCUUCCUCUUGAUUAUAUUCCAGAGUUUUUUUUAGUGCGCUCUUAUUUGUAUUUUACAGAGCUGUUUGUGUAAAUAUCUUGAUUAUCCUAUUUUCGUAUUUUUAACAAUUGCAUUCAGUCAGUAAUUCAGUAAGUCAUUAUUAUAGAAUACAAAGUGCUGCUACUGUGUGUUUAUUGGAGCUGAUGAGAUGUUAUGAAGAUGAGUGGUGAGUGGUGUUAAUGUUUUGGCAGAUGGUUGGAGAAGGUCAGUGUGAGAGAGAGUUCACUACAGCGUGGUGAACUCCCGUCUGCAGCAUCUCCUGGUGCUCCCGUUCACUAUUCUGAUAAAGUGAACUGUGGUACAGCGUCUCGCUGACGAUGCCUCUGAUACUGUACGUCACUAGCGAUUAGCUAGCAACCGCACUGUUCCACGCUUACCUUGCACAAGCUGUCGUCCGUGGCUCCGCCCCCCGGCUGGGGGCGGGGCUGCUCUGAGAGGUUAGUAUUAAGCUCCACUAUAGGAAUAGGAUCGUGAUGCACAGCUGUGUGUGUGUGUGAAUAUGUUUACCCACAGUUAGGCCUGUCACAAUAACUGGACCUCGCUACUGUCCGUUAUAUUUUUCCUUAGGAAGGAGAGCUAGUACGCCACUUUUUAUUUUUUAUUUAGUAUAUUUAAAGUAUAUGUUUAUAUUCCGUUUAUAUUCCUAAGUCUGUAUAUUUCUUAUAUUCAAAAGCUCACUGCUCUUUAAAAGGGUGUAUUUGCAUUAUUAUGCUAUAAUAUUAUCAUUUUAAUAUAUUUAUAUUAAGUAAAAUGGUCUUUAAAUGACGAUAAUAUUGUUUGUUUAUCGCAAUUACUAGUGCAUCUCAAAAAAAUAUUAUUAGAAUAUCAUUGAAAAAGUUACUUCAUUUCAGUAAUUCAGUUCAAAAUGUGAAAAUUAUAUUUUAUUUUAUGUUUUGUGUUUUGUUCUUUUAUUGUUUAUUAUUUUGGCGUACAGCCAAUGAAAACCCAAAAGUUAGUAUCUCAAAAAAUUAGAUCAUUAUUAAUAUUAAGACCAAUUAGUACUUUUUGGAGAUGCAGAUUUCAUUUUCCAGCAGGUCUUGGCACACUGCCAAAAGUACCAAUUGGUCUUAUAUAAUAUUCUAAUUUUCUGAUACACUGAUUAUUUUGUUUUAAUUGGCUGUAAUCCAUUAUCAUUAAUCAAAAUAAAAAAAUAAACGCUUAAAAUAUAUCACUUUCUAUGUGUAAUACAUCAUAAAUAUAUAAUAUUUAUUAAAGUUUCACAUUUUCAACUGAAUUACUAAAAUAAAGUAACUUUUAUUAUUAUAUACUUAAAUUAUAAUAUAUAUAUAUAUAUAUAUAUAUAUAUAUAUAUAUAUAUAUAUAUAUUUUUUUUUUUUUAGAUGCACCUGUAUAUUUGGGACAAUAUAUCGCCCAAACAAAAACUAUUAAAAAUUAGCAUAUUAUUGUUGCAGGCCUAAGUUAUUGUGACAGGCCUUCCCACAGUGCACUGCAGCACCUGUGGAACAUCAGUACUGUCUGUACGGUGUUGAAGGAACCAGUCCCCAGGUUCAGUCCCCGCUGAGCUGAUCUGAGGUCAGUCUUUGCCUUUCAGCCCAAACUGUAGUCGGUUCUACUGUAAGAAUCGUGUUGAUUUGAAGACUUGAAUCUUCCUGGUGGAUUUGGAUGAGCUCAAGGGGGCGCGGUUUUAUUCUAGAUGGCUUUGCAGCUGCAGGGAGUGAAUGGAUGAACCAGCACUCCUCCAGGCUGCGCUUUUAUCUGAACACGUUUCCAUCAUUUGUACUGUAUUUAGCAUUUUUUUAUGAUUUAAUAACAUUUUCCAUUUCUUUUAUUCAUGUUAUUCUUAGUGUAAACAUUCUAUACAUUCUAUGCAUCGCUAUCGUCUGUCUUUUUAAUCCCAAAUCCGUCUCCAAUCUGUCACUUUUACUCGUA
Molecule: messenger RNA, 9409 nt
Organism: Astyanax mexicanus (Mexican tetra)
Lineage: Eukaryota; Metazoa; Chordata; Actinopteri; Characiformes; Acestrorhamphidae
Gene: jmy
Product: junction mediating and regulatory protein, p53 cofactor
Exons: 11
Coding region: 476-3235 (919 amino acids)
Biological process (GO): intrinsic apoptotic signaling pathway by p53 class mediator; Arp2/3 complex-mediated actin nucleation; positive regulation of apoptotic process
Cellular component (GO): nucleus; cytoplasm
Molecular function (GO): transcription coactivator activity; Arp2/3 complex binding; actin binding
Source: RefSeq, a predicted model, not a curated record